Austrofundulus limnaeus is the source of this 849-nucleotide messenger RNA. RefSeq lists its product as uncharacterized. The record is from RefSeq and is a predicted model, not a curated record. NCBI's taxonomy places the organism in Eukaryota, Metazoa, Chordata, Actinopteri, Cyprinodontiformes, Rivulidae.
GCCCAUGGUCUCAUAUUGCUGUGGAUUUUGUCACUGGCCUGCCACAGUCUGGGGGUAAGACGGUCAUACUUACCAUUGUGGAUCGAUUCUCUAAAAUGAUUCAUCUCACAGCCCUGCCUAAGCUACCCACGGCAGCGGAAUUAAGUCAAGUUUUUUUGAGAGAAGUCUUUAGACUUCAUGGUCUACCUAAAGACAUUGUGUCAGAGGUCCACAGUUCAUCUCAAGAUUUUGGAAGGAGUUUUGUUCAAUGUUGGAUAUAAAUCUAAGUCUCUCCUCAGGAUUUCACCCCCAGACUGACGGCCAAGCUGAGAGAGCCAACCAGGAGUUGGAGACCCAUCUGAGAAUUCUGUGUGAGGAUGACCCAACAAAGUGGUCCGAAAACCUCUCCCUGGUGGAACACGCCAUCAAUGUCCUGCCAUCUAGUGCCACUGGUCAUUCCCCCCUACUAUAUAGUGUAUGGAUUCCAGCCACCGGUGUUCACCAUCCACGAGCGAGCUGCCCAGGUACCCUCAGCCCACCGUUCUGCUCUUCGCUGUCAGAGAGUCUGGAGAAAGGCCAGGAAGGAACUGGUGAAGUCCUCUCUGGUUACUACCAAGACGGCCAACAGAAGAAGAGUCCCGGCUCCACAGUACAAGGAGGGGGAUCAAGUGUGGCUGUGUACGAAGGACCUACCUCUGAGAAUCGAAUGUCGCAAGCUCGCUCCUCGCUUUGUGGGCCCAUUCCCCAUCUCUAAAGUYGUGAACCCGGUGGCGGUCAGACUCAGACUCCCUGGUUCCAUCAGGGUUCAUCCUACUUUUCAUGUGUCCCGGGUCAAGCCCCUGGUCCAGUCAAGGUUUACGCCCUCCUCCA